Molecule: messenger RNA, 3294 nt
Organism: Penicillium soppii
Lineage: Eukaryota; Fungi; Ascomycota; Eurotiomycetes; Eurotiales; Aspergillaceae
Product: putative NF-X1 finger transcription factor
Exons: 1
Coding region: 1-3294 (1097 amino acids)
Biological process (GO): negative regulation of transcription by RNA polymerase II
Cellular component (GO): nucleus
Molecular function (GO): RNA polymerase II transcription regulatory region sequence-specific DNA binding; zinc ion binding; DNA-binding transcription factor activity, RNA polymerase II-specific
Source: RefSeq, a predicted model, not a curated record
AUGUCAGCACCACAGGCGGAGGCCUCCGCUCCCAGCGGGUCACGACCCCCACGUUCAAGACCGAGACGCAGAGCGCGGGGUUCUGCGAACCCGGACGGACAGACAAGGCCCGGUCCUACAAGCGAGCCUCAGGCUCAAGGAGCGACACAAUCGCAGCCUACACAAUCCCAGCCGUCGAACACAACCCCCCAGCCUGGUCAGCACAAUGACUCGCGCUCACAGAGAGGGAGGAACAGAGAUGGAAGAGGGCGGAGACCAAGGAACAAUGGACCGCCGCGACAAACCCAGGGUCCAAGUGCCGGACCAAGUGCUGGACAGGAUAUACGGCCAGAUGCACGAACCCGCGGCAUGAGAGCGCGGGGUUUCGAGGCCCAAUUAACAAGGCCAGACCAGGACUCGAGUGGUGCCCCAUUGGAUGUUGCAGAACAACUUAUCGACAACUCUCUCAGGGCUGAUGUACCAGACUUCGUACCGGGAAUGCCGCCCUCCCAACGCGGACCACCCUCGGAAUCUGUCGUGUCUGCUAAAGGCAAAGCGAAAGCUCGGGCAAGGCAACCACCGAAGGUCACGAUGAAAUCCACAGCCGAUGAUCUGGCUACCAGAAUCCACGAGGAUAUUGCACACAAUCUGUACGAAUGCCCCAUUUGUUGCAGCGAGUUGGGUCGCAGAUCUAAAGUGUGGUCUUGUGAGCUUUGCUGGACGGUCUUCCACUUGAGCUGUGUCAAAAAAUGGUCCAUGAAUGAGGGCGCUUCGGCGCAGAGGGCUUCGGGCCAGGAAGACGGGCAGGAGAACUUGACGCCUCGCGCUUGGCGUUGUCCUGGUUGUAAUCUUUCGCAUCAGAAUUUCCCUUCGAAUUACUCUUGUUGGUGUGAGAAGGAAGUCGACCCUAAGCCAUUUCCUGGUCUACCUCCGCACUCUUGUGGUCAGACUUGCUCGAGACCUCGUAAGGACUGUCCCCAUCCUUGUGAUACGACUUGUCAUGCUGGUCCGUGUGCGCCUUGUACUGCUAUGGGACCGACUCAGGAUUGUUUCUGUGGUUUGAAUUCUUCGACCAAGCGAUGCCAGGAUACGGAUUAUAAGAAUGGAUGGAGCUGUGGUGAGAUUUGUGGUGAGCUUCUUCCUUGUGGAGAACAUACCUGCCCUCUGCCGUGCCAUGAGGGGUUGUGUGGAGGCUGCGAAGUCAGCAUUGAGGGUCGCUGCUAUUGUGGCAAGCUGCAGACAGAAAUGCUGUGCAAGUCCAAGGAUGACGAAGAAGAUAGUCGAGUUGCUCGUGAGGAUGGCUCGGAGGAGGAAUGGACCGGCUGCUUUGGUUGCGGAAAGACUUGCAACCGCCCCUUCGACUGUGGUGUACACACAUGUCAGAAGGGCUGCCACCCUCAAGAGUCGCAGCCUGCACACUGUCCACGAUCACCGGAUGUUGUUCUUGACUGCGCCUGUGGCAAAACACCGCUGUCUGAGAUUCCUGGAUACAAACCCCGGACCUCUUGCGAAGAUCCAAUCCUGAAUUGCCAAAAGCCAUGUGGUAAGAGUCUUCCAUGUGGUCAUCCUUGUGAAAAGCUGUGUCACAUCGGACCUUGUGGUGCCUGUCUGCUCAAAGUCGACAUCAAAUGCCAGUGCGGUCGUACCAGUAACCGGACCAUUUGUCACCAAGGUCAGAUCCAGCCUCCCAUGUGCCCACGCCAGUGUAAAGCAACUUUACACUGCGGUCGACACACAUGCACGGAGCGGUGCUGUCCAGGAGAGCAGAGGGCGAACGAGCGCCAAGCUGCACGUCGUAAGCUCAGGCCUCAUCUCCGCCCUGCUGAAGAGGAUAUCGAGGCAGAGCACAUCUGUACUCGCGUGUGUGGCCGAACGCUGAAAUGCGGAAGACACACAUGCCCAGAGCUUUGCCAUAAGGGUGCCUGCAAUACCUGCAGAGAGGCAGUAUUUGAAGAGAUCUCGUGUAAUUGCGGAAGAUCUGUUCUAUAUCCACCGCAACCAUGUGGUUCGAAGCCACCUGCUUGCCAUCAUCCAUGCGAGCGUCCAAAGCGAUGCGGUCACCCUCAGGCCGCGCAUACCUGCCACACAGAUGAAGAGAACUGUCCCAAGUGUCCGUUCCUAACCGAGAAGCCGUGCCUGUGCGGCAAGCGGGUAUUGAAAAACAUCCCUUGCUGGCUGUCCGAUGCACGCUGCGGACAAUUGUGUGGGCAGCCGCUCAAAUGUGGCUCUCAUUUCUGCCGGAAGGAUUGCCAUCGUCCGGAGGAUUGCGAAGACGCAACCAAACCAUGUACUCAGGCCUGUGGAAAGAACAAGACGAUCUGCGGCCAUCCAUGCACAGAGCAGUGUCAUGCUCCCUACGCGUGUCCCGAAACGACACCAUGUUCGUCUAAGCUCGCGGUGACAUGUAGCUGUGGACGACUCCGACAGGAAAGACGCUGCAACGCAGCCAAAGCCGUGACAUCCAAGGGCCAGAUCCAGUCGCCUCAGCGCAACCCCGAUCUAACACCAUUGGCCUGCGAUGAUGAAUGCACGCGCCUAGAGCGAAACCGCUCACUGGCAGGUGCUCUCGGCAUUGACAUCAACCAAACAACCACGGCGCAAACCAUCACAGCCGAGAACCUCCCGUAUUCAGAGGAGACCCUGAACCAAUACAUCAAGCUCGCAUCAUCCGUGCCCCUAUCAACCCUCCAAACAUACGAGACGAACCUGCACUCCCUAGCAACAGCAGACAAAACCACCCGCUCCUUCCGCUUCCAGCCCGCAAAGCCGACCCUCCGCGCAUUCGCGCACUCCUUGGCCGCAGACUGGGGCUUCGUAACAGAAAGCCACGACCCAGAACCGCACCGCCACGUCUUCGUACUGAAACCGGUUGUCUGGACCCCGCCCCUUUUCGGCACAGGAAGCGGCGCGACAAUAGGCAUCGGCGGCAUGAGCGUGCGCGAGUGCGUCAAGAUGCGCGAGCGCGAACGCUCAAAAGAAGCAGAGGCCCGUCGCAUCGCUGCUCUCGAGGCAAAGGCCGCCCGCGAAGUAACAAAGGCGCAGGCUAGUUCUGGUGAUGGCGGUUGGGCGCAGGUUGCGUCGAAGAGUCGCGGUGGAAGUGGAGCUAGCACUAGGAGUGGGACACCUGUUCAGAACUCUUGGGUUAGUAAGUCUAUUUAUGCGGCUCUUGAUGAUGGGGCGAAGAAGGAGCGGCUGGUUCUGAGGUCUGGUGUUGGGGCUGGGAAGUCUUUGCGUGCGAAGACGCCGCCUGCUGAGGUCGUGGAGGAUUGGGAGGAGGCUGAGGAGGAGGCUGAAAAAAGGAAGAUCAAGAGGUGA